Mesorhabditis belari is the source of this 3246-nucleotide messenger RNA. The record is from the annotation of a GenBank genome assembly. Lineage: Eukaryota; Metazoa; Nematoda; Chromadorea; Rhabditida; Rhabditidae.
AUGGAUCCUGUGGAGCCAGGCGAUUGGGUGACUGGAAGACCUCAGCAAUUGAUCCUUUUAACUGGUUUGGACCCAACGAAUCGUCCGCUUCACAAUGUGCUCUUGGCUGCUUUUUACAAUCGAACCCCUGAUCGGCCAGCGUUUAAGGUUCGCCUCAUCGCUGGUGAUGCCGAUUUGCCGCAGAAAACGAAAAAGAAGAAAACGAGAGGGAUUCUGCGGAAAGAAUGGCCGAAUAAAUACCUCAAUCAUGUGCCGGCUUUAGUGGUGCUUUUUAUGGAUCUCGAUUGGGAUCAUCCAUCAUGGAGCGAAAAGUUGUUAGAAGCAAGCAGCAAAACGGAGAGUCUGCGGAACAGCAUUCAACACGAAAGUCGAUUACUUGUCGUGCUUCUACAAGAAAAAACAACUUCUUUCCCGUCUGAAGGAGAGGAAAAGGCGAACGAGUUUUGCCAUCAUUGUCAAAUGUCCUCAAAGCAAUUGUUUGUUGUAAACACAGCCGGUGACCUCUCAUCGCAUGUCGGAAAGCUUGAAUUGGCUUUUCACGAGCACGCCCAAGCUUUCUAUCAAGCAAAAAUCAAGACGAUUCGAAGUCGCUCAAUUCCGAAUAAUUCCCCCGAGUUGCUCGUUCGACAAAUGUUCAAACUUGGUUUUCUCUCAGAGCUUCGCCAAGACACACAUACAGCUUUAAGAAACUACAAACUAGCAUACGAUCACUGUCAAAACAGUCAAAAUAAUUGGGAAAUGGCCGAUUAUUUCGAGUGGAGAAGUGUUGCUGGACUUCUCAACUACAAGAUUUGUGAGCUCUAUUUUCUUCACAAUACUCCAAGGGAUGCAAUCACGUUGAUGAACAAGCAUAUGUCCGCUUUCUUUUAUGGUGAACCCGGAAAUUAUCCCAGUGCUCAACUUGCAGGGAUUGAAUAUUCAUUAUGGAAAAGUAAACAAAGCUGGCAGUUUGCAGAGCUUUUUGAAAGAGCUGUUGUCAAUGGGUUGACCGCGGUGGCUGCUGUGAAUCCAGGAACCUUUCUUGACUAUGCAUCCACCCACUUUGCCACUGCAAAUCGAAUGAUUCGAGAACUGAAAGCAACAUCCCCGAUUUCGGCUUCUUAUCCAAAUCCUGAUCCGCUAGCCAGUGCUGUGGACUUCUACGGACAACGACCGUGGAGAGUCGGCCCGCUUGACACAGCCACCGCACUCCAUUUGGAACGAGCCGCGAUUUUUGCUUUGCAGUUACGUCUUCACGAGAAUCACGACGGGUUGAUGACACUUCUUUCUGCUGCGUCAAUGCAAUACAAAAAAUAUGGUUGUCCACGACUACAUCGAAAGAUUAUGAUUGAGAGUGGUGAUGCUCAAGCAGCAGCUGGAAAGCCGGAAGAGGCGUUGAAGUUGUGGACGCACGUUUUGCGGGAGGGAACCCUUCCCGAGAAUCUUCGACUCACUCUUCUCAACAAAGCUCUAUGGUCUUCCUAUUGCAAUGUUUUGCUCAAAGAAACGAUGUGGUCGGUGAUUCAACUUUUGCGGGUAGAACCAAGUGGAACUUUGGAUCCAUUGCAUCAAGAGAUUUUCAUGAAAAUUUGUGACGCAAAAACGCCUGCAAAUCCCUUCUCGACGCAAUUGGCUGAAAAUCAAGUUCAACAUAUUUCAAUGCUUUGGAAACAAAAGCUUGAAGAGUCGCAAUUUUUCACCGUCAAUUGCUCAAAGCUAUCAACGUUUGUGCAGGUUUCUGCAUGCUUCCUACAAACGGAACCUGUGUCAGUCGAUAUGCAAGUUCCUCUACGUGUCACUCUCACUUUGCAAACAAGUUUUCCCAUAACAUUUUCUGGAGUACGAGUCUCAGCGUAUCAUUGUGAGUCGAGUGGACGACGAAUCGGCACCGCUGAUGACCAGGCCACAUUCAAUGUCUUCAGAAGUAAUAUCACCCUCCAGCCAUUCACCCCGUCACAUUUCUAUUUUGCCAUCGAUUUGAAAGAUUCGGCGUCGAUUUUGAAAGAAGGGCAUUUGGUUACGAUUGGAAGAGUUUCACUGGAAAUCGGUGAUCGAACACAAAAAGGGGUUUUCUCAACAUUCGAAUGGGAUGGAAAUGCGCUCGGACGAGAGCGCCUCAAUUUACUGGAUUUGAAAGCCUAUGGUCAACAAUUGAGUGUCAGGGUGGUCAACAUGGUUGGAACAAUCACGAACAUUGGGGACAAAAAUAUCGACUGUUUAUUGGCUGAGAUAGCAUCGGCAAAGCUUCGCCUCAAAAACGAAACAAACCGAGAGUUGAGUGACGUUCGGAUUGAAUUCAAAAGAAGCGAACAAGCCUCAUCGAGCGCCUCAUCGGUUCUUUUUGUCGACGAUGAUAAUGAGUUGAGAGGAGAACUUGAACUGGCUGUGGCUUCAUCGAUGAAGCCCGGGGAUGAGGUUGAUCGAGCGCUCCAAUUCUCAUCCCAAUUGCAUGGUUCGGUCGAUUUGCUACUAGAAUCAGCUUUCAAAAUCUCGGGUGAGAAAGAAGUGCAGAAAGGACGCGUAGCACUCACGAUCACCUCUGAGGAUCCAUUUAUUGUUCGCAGUCAAGUUCUCACGUUAAACGGAAUUCCGGUGACAAAAGUCCUAAACAGAAGCACUCAUUUGCUGAAAGUGGAUUUGAAAAGCAAUGCCGACAUCGAAAUCACAAGGAUCGAUUGGUUAUUGGCAGACGUGGUUCAAAAUGCUCUAUCAAUCUACUCUGAGAAUGAUUUACCCUCGCCGGAUGUUCUUCUCAAAGGAGAUGUUGUUUCAUAUUGUACACCGAUUGAUAUUUUCUCGCAAGAAGAUAGUGAAGAUGAGAAACCAUUGGGAAGAAUGGUCGUUUUCUGGAGAAGAUGUGGAAGCAGUUUCUCAGUUCGUUCUACCGUACCCCUAUGCCGGACGGUGAUCUCAACUUGCCCCGUUUCAAUCAAUGUCGAGGUUGGUGCAAAGAUCGCAGAGAUGAGAAAACCACUGCUGAUAACUUAUGUUCUACUCAACAACACACUUGAGGUGAUCGAAGCGACAACCUCGUUUGAUCUAACCGAUACUUUCAUGUUCAGCGGGGAUAAACUGCGUAGUGUUCGUCUUUUACCGGGUGUUCCCUUGAGGAUCGAGGUGACUGUGAUGGCGCUGGCUGCUGGGCGACUCUCAUUUCCGCGUCUCACUAUUCGAAGUCCUUCAAUUGCCGAUUCGAUUCUCCUGGACGCUCUACGAAAUCUGCCAGCAACAAUAUUUGUCUUGCCUUUGGCCAAAGAGUACCAGAGC